Blastomyces dermatitidis ER-3 is the source of this 3954-nucleotide messenger RNA. Its product is annotated as rho-like protein rac1A. The transcript is spliced from 6 exons. Gene Ontology annotation, molecular function: GTP binding; GTPase activity; protein kinase binding. Gene Ontology annotation, biological process: establishment or maintenance of cell polarity; cortical cytoskeleton organization; small GTPase-mediated signal transduction. The record is from RefSeq and is a predicted model, not a curated record. Gene Ontology annotation, cellular component: cell projection; plasma membrane; cytoskeleton. The coding region runs from base 1202 to 1801 and encodes 199 amino acids. NCBI's taxonomy places the organism in Eukaryota, Fungi, Ascomycota, Eurotiomycetes, Onygenales, Ajellomycetaceae.
AUAUAUAUACACGCCUCCAUAAAAAUAGAGAUUUAUAUGUUGGAAGGGCGAUAGGGUCCAACUAUAUAUCCUGGGGGUGGUUCCAGGCCAACCAAGCAUGCCAGGGAGCAUCGAUGGAGCUAGCAUACCACGGCGCUUACCAGGGUACUUUGUCGGUCAGUCCCGGUUCAACCUCGACGAGGGAUUGGAUAUAAAGAUGCAAAAUUUAGAUUAAGCAUAACACAUACCAAAUACCAAAUACCAGUUAGCUGCCACAGCACCAAAGCCAUCUAGGAGGAUCUGACUCUGGGAAACCAACCAUGGCCAGAUUUGGAGUAAGUCCUGAAAUAAAAAAGGCUAUACGAUGGGAUGUAAAUAAUAAAUAUGUUGAUGCUGCGGGUUGAUGCGACCCGUAUGAGACCUGGGCCAAGCCUCUCCUUGGGCCAAGCCGGCGUCAACCCCCAAGCAACUCACCGUCCCCCGUCCGGUCUCCAACUCGUCUCAACCUCCUCCUCACCUCACCUCACCUCACCUCUCUCCUCCUCUCCUGUCCUCCUCUGCUCACCAUCUCAUCAUCUUGCUGUCUCAUUCCCCCACUCCUGCCUGCCUGCAGUCGUCCUCUUCUUAUCUGCUCUAUCGAUUGUCUGCUUGAGCGGUGCUGUGUCUUGUAAUCUCCCUGGCUCUUCUGCUUGGUGUGAAGGUUACCCUACCCCCAACACCCUCACCACCAGCCUCGUACCAUAUCGUUGCCUCUCCAGAUUCCAUUUUCAUCGUCGUCACUAAAGGAGCUUCCAUCCUCCUAGCUAAUCAGCUCUGAUCCCUCGCCAAUUGGUUUUACCGUGUGGUCGCUGCUGUUUAUCGCUCCGCCGCAAUCUACACCUCCCGACGUCCCCAACCACGAUCCCAGUCCAUAUACCCGAUAAAAGCUUUAAUCUCCUUUAUAUAAAAGGUUAUAGGAUAUUUGAAGCUGCGCCAUUAUAUCUCGUCGAAGAAAUAAAUAAAAAAGCCAUUAGAGAGCCCUUGUGUGUUUCUUUGGAUUGAAUCCUGUUGGACAGUGGGCUUCAUUCAUCUUUGUCAAGACUUUAACACCGUUGGCGCAGGACUUUGACCAGCUAGACCGCCUUUGACUUGAUCUUUAGGCUUUAUAUUUGGAAUUCGCUUUCGGUCUCUCAAUCCUUGUUACUUAACUCUUUUUUUACAUUGACUUCCAUUCUCUGGAAAAAUGGCCUCUGGACCAGCUACUCAGUCACUGAAGUGUGUUGUUACUGGCGACGGUGCUGUUGGCAAGACAUGUCUCCUUAUUUCCUACACCACAAAUGCCUUCCCCGGAGAGUAUAUUCCUACUGUGUUCGACAACUACUCCGCCAGUGUAAUGGUUGAUGGGAAGCCAAUCAGUCUUGGUCUUUGGGAUACUGCUGGACAGGAAGAUUACGACAGACUACGUCCUUUGUCAUAUCCACAGACCGAUGUUUUUCUUAUAUGCUUUUCUAUCGUCAGCCCGCCGUCUUUCGAUAACGUCAAAGCGAAGUGGCACCCGGAGAUCGAACAUCACGCGCCCAAUGUCCCCAUAAUUCUAGUAGGGACCAAACUGGAUCUGCGAGAGGACAAGGCUACUGCUGAAAGUCUUCGUGCGAAGAAGAUGGAACCAGUGUCUUAUGAACAAGCCCUCGCAGUUGCCAAAGAGAUCAAAGCACAAAAAUACCUCGAAUGUUCAGCCCUCACGCAGCGAAAUCUGAAGAGUGUCUUCGAUGAAGCUAUUCGUGCCGUGCUGAAUCCACGUCCUGUUGCGAAACCUAAAAAAUCCAAAUGCAAUCUCCUCUAAAUCUCUCGUGUGCCGGCAGAACCCAUCUGACUGCCUGAGAUUCAAAAAGAAGAACGAUAGAGAUGACACUAUGAUAUCCCCUGAGCAUGUUACUUUUCUUCAUUUUCAGCUAUUUUGCUUUUCUUCUCAACUGAAAGCGAAAUCCCCGGAAACUCGGCGAACAUUUCUUCGUAGCCUAUUUUUUUUUUCUGAGUUAUACGAAAUUAACUUAAUGAACUGGGUUUUCCUCUGAACUAUCCGGGAAGAACCACGACCUACUCGAAGAAUUUUCAAUAGAGGGGGAACGACCUAAUUCAAGAGCGGCAGUAAACCCUCAUCAUCUUGCAAUCACUAAUUGACCAGCUCCUUUUGCCGUCCCCUCUUUGGUUUCCUUUUCCCUCCAGUUUGAUUUACCCUUAGCUGUUAAAAAAUCGAAUUGUUACGAUCUGAUGAAGUUUGCCCUCCACCCGCAGAUUACUUGCUCUGGCGUUCUAAUUUCCCACUUCGUUUCCUUUCUUUCUCUUGUUUUGCUUAGGUCUGUCGUCAUUUUAACGCUUUAUCUAUUUCCCCCCCUCCCCCCUCCCCCCUCCCCCCUCCCCCCUCCCCCUUCUUUCUUUUACCUGCCGCUUGGAAGGUGGAUUUGGAUUGAUUAGUUUUGUCAUCUUUCUAUUUUCGACGGCACAUUGUUUUUUAUUUCUUUCUCCUUUUCCGCCCGUCGUGGUUGUCACCCGCGCCAACAUCUCCGCUGCCACUUAUCGCUUUCACCUAAUAUAACUUCCUCCGCAAAAUCUUGUUCAUGAUCCGUCACUUGGCUCUGCUCAUAUUCCUCUAGAUAAUUUGUAAACGAAUUACGACGCGCUUUGGUAACGGCGCAUGGGGGAGGGAAAGCAGUGAUGGCCAAGCUACAACAUUGCCCCGUUCGUUUCAUCCCCCUGCUCUUCUUAACUCAUCUCCUUCCCCCUUUUUUUGUCUUGCAACUCUUCUUGUCAUCAUAUUUUCCCACUAAACAUGGUGAUAAUGUGUUUUGAAAAACCUUUUUCCCUGUUCUCUCUUCCCUCUCUGUAUACUUUACGCUACCCGUACACCGUUUCCCUCCCCGUCGCCUUCUGCCCUCUGGCCCCCUAAAGAAAGGAACUGGAAGUACAAAAUUAUCGUGCUCUCCAUGCAACCACACAUUGAUACCUGCUAUAUCCACCCCCACCCCACCCAAGCAGGAAAACCCCCAAAUGCCAUUCCCCCACCUAGCAAUGCACCUUACACGCCAAACAGGACACGUCGUCGCAUCUUAGCAUCGUCCCCCCUAUUCCCUAAAUCAAUGUGCGUGUAGAUUGUUUCCCGCACUAAGCUUUGCACCAACCAUACCAUGCCAUUUGUAGUUCCCCUUGAUCAUGAGAUGCGGUGUAACUGUGCACUCAAAGCAGUUGGUAGAAUGCUCCAGUCCGAUUCUGAGGGGUAUACGUGUGCUAUUCAAUAGGAAUGGCGGACUUGGGACGACUGAGAACGUACGGAUAUUAUCUGAAUACUGCCACAGAUAGGUGUUCAGGGAUAUGGAGGGUUACUAUGGUAAAAUAUCCAGGGUGAGAACGCUUUAAAUGGUACCACUCGAGCUGGUUGUUCCGUUGGACUCUUAUGACAAAAAUGGCCAUGAUCAUAGCUGCUGGGGGGAUUUGCGACUGAAGCUUGUACAUGUACAUGGAGCGAUAUUUGAUAUUCUUUGAGGACUUGGAUGUAGUUAGGAAAGAUGCAUAGAGCAUGUAGAGUACAUGUACGUCCUGGCGUCUGGGAUCUUCUCCUAAAGAAGUCACAUGUAUAGGAGCUCAGAGGGCCCUCUCCAAUCCCCCCUUUGGCCGAAAUAUUGUGUAGAUUGUUGGUGUAUGGGUGCUUGUCAAGGUACGGAUCGGGGUAUGUACAGCAGAUAGAGGUCACUAUUCGACAGCUACACCAACCUCAUCACCAUCAUACGAAGCCAGACCAGCCCCCGUGCGCCGCUAUGUCGCCGGAGGCAUGGCGGUGUAUGUACUCCGUAUAGCGUGUUUCAUGACUUAUAGAUUAGCGUGGUGCAUGAAUAAGUUGCUAGGGGUCCCAGGUUGGUUCAGUCUCUCUACCUACCAUCAGUGCCCACUGGUGGUGAUUGAGCUCUGUUGCCCUAGUGGCCUAAAAUAAGUAAGAUGUAA